Molecule: messenger RNA, 753 nt
Organism: Uloborus diversus
Lineage: Eukaryota; Metazoa; Arthropoda; Arachnida; Araneae; Uloboridae
Product: E3 ubiquitin-protein ligase HERC2-like
Exons: 4
Coding region: 67-459 (130 amino acids)
Source: RefSeq, a predicted model, not a curated record
UUUAGUUUUAAUGGUUGUCAUCUAACAGAGCAUGUGUUUUGUUUUGUGAGGAAUAACAUUUUUAAUAUGGGAUCUGAAAGAAACUCAAGUUCGUCAGAUUUGUGCUCCGAAAAAAUAAGACUGAAUUUUCAACGUCGAUGUGAUUAUAAAUGGAGAAAAUUAGAUUUGCAAAAAAUUUUUUCACUUACUGAAUUGGAAAAUUUAUGGAAUGAACUUGUCAGAGAAAAAGAGAUUGUAUUUCCUAACACAGAAUUUCCCGGGAGAGCUGAUGCUUGUAAUAAUCCUGGUAUGUGUUUUUGCUGGCUUUGUAAUCUUAUAAAAAUGCAGCAACAGGAUGAAUCAAAGCAAACCAAAACAGAGGAAGAAGAAUCAGAUAGAGAAGAAGUAGAAGCUUGUUUAAAAGCUUGCAUCAAGACUUGGAGUUUGGAUUUUAAUAUUGGUAAAAACAUAGAUAGUUGAAAUUAAAGUUCUUGAAAUUUUAUGUACAUUCUUCUGACCAGGGGUGGACUGGGUCCCGCAAGAGAGCGGCAACCUUGACCUCCAAAGGGUUCAAAAAAAAAAAAAAAAAAAGUGCCAAAAAGAAAAGAAAGAAUGAAAGAAAAGAAAGAACAAUGAUACACAGGUUUAUUGGUUUAAAGAAAAGAAAAAAAAGCGAGAAGUGAAGUCAGUCACACAGGUUUGUUAACCAGAAAAAAAAAAAAUAAAUAAAUAAAAUAAAAUAAUAAUAUGGAAGUUGCACCAAAAAAAAAAAAA